Platichthys flesus (European flounder) is the source of this 1760-nucleotide messenger RNA. Its product is annotated as ropporin-1-like protein. Lineage: Eukaryota; Metazoa; Chordata; Actinopteri; Pleuronectiformes; Pleuronectidae. The record is from RefSeq and is a predicted model, not a curated record. The transcript has 6 exons. Bases 144 to 797 code for a protein of 217 amino acids.
GGCGACCAUGCUGCACUACACAAGUGCUGAUCUGACAUCAGAUCCACGGAGUAUAAAUCCCCUUUAUUUGAACCAGCCACGCAUAUUCCAGCUCACAUUUCUGCGCCCUUGACGAACACAAUUCACUACUGUACCGUGCAGCCAUGCCGCCUCCAGACACUAUGUACUGUUCCCAGCAAAUCAAUAUUCCACCCGAGCUGCCCAACCUCCUCAAGAACUUCACCAAGGCAGCCAUCCGAACGCAGCCUAAGGACUUGCUGCUGUGGUCUUCAACAUACUUCCAUGCACUGUGUAAUGGACAGCGUUUGCCCGUCAUAGACCGCUCUGAGAUGAACGUUGCCACACAGAAGACAGACACUGGGCUGACUCCAGGUCUGCUUAAGAAUCUUCACAAACAGCUGUCCCAGAAGACAACUUGCAGCAAGGAGGAGCUGCAGAAGAAAUGGGGGGGUCUGUGUUUACCAUCGGAUCAGAUGGAGACCCUGCUGUCGCUGGGCAGCUUCAGCUCAGAAAUUGACUGGAUGGAGUUUUUCGCCCUGGGCUGCAGCGCUCUGGGAGGGACCCUCAGGAGUUCUCUGAAGUUCGCCUGUGAGAUCUUGACAGAGGAUGAGGAGGAUGGCACCGCGAGGAUCCCGUUCGACACCUUUGUGAAAAUGUACACUUAUCUGGCUCGCCUGGACGGGGACGUGCCACAGGACCACAUUGACGACUUCCUCAGCAGCCUGCAGCCACAAGUAGAGCUCCAGCAUGGGAUGAUAAAACCUCUGGACUUCAUCCAUCAGGACAACAUGGACUGAACCUCCUGACUCAUCAGACCUGAACAAGAACAGGGAAAGACACAUGUAUGCGUAACUGAUAUAUUCAAACCCUAUAUUCAUGCAGUUGGAAGCUUUUGAUGUUGAGUUGCUACUCUAACAUUUAGGUCUGAUUCAAAGCCCAGAAGUAAUUCCUAGUUUCAUGACAGUUCACUUCUCCAUUGUCAAAACAUGCUGAUUCAACUUUUUUUAGUCUUUAUAAAGUAGGACGACACAUCUUCACUCCUUCCUGUUUUUCAUAUAUGAAGCUCAAAUAGAGCCGACACAGUUGCUGCCAUCUUGCGCUUUUGAUGCUUAUCUAUUGUUGGUGGUUUUUACCACUUUGUCUUCUUUAUAUCAGUUCCAUUACAGAGGUUCUAAUCACACUAGAGUUUGUUCAAGUGCUCAGUAUUUUGAUAAGUUUGAUGUGAUUGACAGCUGAGACUUACGUGUGAUCGACCAGAACUAUUUUUGUUAGAUGUUAGGUUGGACAUUUUAUUUGUUUUACCUUUAAAUCAAAUUAAUUUAUCAUUUUUCAGUGCAAACACUGAGCUAUCUGCCAAUAAGACAAUGUCAUAAUAGAGCUACUGCAAAUAGGUGAAACAAUAAAUUUAACAACAGAGAUUGGAGAGACAGCUCGUCACAUGGGUGCGCCCCCCAGCGCGCCAGGCUGUGCUCCACCCCGAGGACGGUGCCCUAGACCCGGGGCUUAGAUGGUUCUGAUUACCUACGACAGGGAUGGAGGAGGCGUCCGGGUCAAGCAGCUCCAGCUCCUGUGGUGAAGCCAGCCGACACUCGCGUCUCUGUGGUCAGAUCACCCGACGCAGAAAUUCCACUGCGCGCAUAUACUGACAUUUAUGGUAAACGCAUCCAAAGCGUUUUUUCAAAAUAAACUGUUGACAUGGAGCAUAUACAAAAUGCAUAAUUGAAAAGGAAAUGGUUUGGAUUAUAUUCACAAGAAGUAUA